Messenger RNA from Pelobates cultripes (western spadefoot toad), 6709 nucleotides. NCBI's taxonomy places the organism in Eukaryota, Metazoa, Chordata, Amphibia, Anura, Pelobatidae. The record is from the annotation of a GenBank genome assembly.
AUGACUUAUUGCUAUGAGGGCGACGCUUACAUCACGGAGGUAAAGAGGCGGCUAGUCGAGUAUGGCCCAGACCCUUCGGAAGAGGUGAUCGGCCGUAUCAUGCAGGAGUUGGAUGUGAGUUCAGAUUGUGGAGACUGGGGCUCGAGACAACCGGUCUCUCUCCCCAGCAGCAGACAGAGUCACAGGGAGAGGAAAGCAGCAACCUCCCUCCUCAGCAGCAGUGCACUGUGCAGAGGGAAGAGACAACCAGUCUCCUUCCCCAGCAGCCAAAAGAGGUACCCGAAGUAGGGGUCCUCAUAGACUGGUCCUGUGAGGAACCCCAACAGGCAGGUGGAGAUGGGACCGAGGUCUCUCCACCGGGCCCACCGGGAUGCUGGGCAGCCGGCCCAGAUCCCCAGCAGCGGCCGGAGUUACCGGGUGUGGAGGCAGGUGGUCCUUAUUCUCAAAUGUUGAGGAACCUCAUAAACUGGACCUGGGAAGACCCACAGAUGGCAGGUGGAGAUGGGACCGAGGUCUCUCCACCGGCCCUACAAGGAUGCUGGGCAGCCGGCCCAGAUCCCCAACUGCAGUUGGAGCCCCAGGGAGAGGAGACAACCGGUCUCUCUCCCCAGCAGCAGUGUGAGCUUCAGGGAGAGGAGGCAACCAGUCUCGCUCCCUAGCGGCAGUAUGUCUUAUAGGGAGAGGAGACAGUCGGCCUCCCUCCCCAGCGGCUGAAUGUGUUAGUGGGAGAAGAGACAACCGGUCUCCCUCCCGAACAGCAACCAGAGGUAACUGAGGUAGGGGACCUCAUAGACUUUGGAGGACCCCCAAAAGGCAGGUGGAGAUGGGACAGAGGUCUCUCUACCGGCCCUACAGGGAUGCUGGGCAGCCGGCCCAGAUCCCCAACUGCAGUUGGAGCCCCAGGGAGAGGAGGCAACCGGCCUCUCUCCCUAGUGGCAGUGUGAGAUUUAGGGAGAGGAGGCAACUGGUCUCGCUCCCCAGCAGCAGCAGGAGUACCAGGAGGAGGAGGUAGGCGACCCCUCCCCUCCACAGCUAACCCCUAACCCGGUACUGGGUUUAGUGGAGAAGAUGUUAGCCUCCACUGACCUCCUUUCAGCAGAAGAGCUGGCAUCCGGGCAGAGCGCGGUUGGCCUCUGCCCUCCCUUGCCCUCUUGGUCAGAGCCUGAAUACCCACCGGCCAACCCAGCAGAAGCGCUGGCAUCAGGGCAGAGCGCGGUUGGCCUCUGCCCUCCCUUGCCCUCUUGGUCAGAGCCUGAAUACCCACCGGCCAACCCAGCAGAAGCGCUGGCAUCAGGGCAGAGCGCCGCUGGUCUCUGUCCACUAGUUCCCCUCAGCAACCUGGGACAUACAGGUCAGAGUUGGACACCAGGAAUCACCAGGGGCAGUAAUGGUGUAUUGUGGGUGGGCUACUCUGUUAACUGUUUAUUGUGGGUGGGCUAUUCGACUAACUCAGGUACUGACCGACAGAAGGUCAGGUACCUGGUUAGUCUCCCCCCCAAUGGAAAGAUGUGUGACGAAGUGCCCUUCGCCACUUGUGUCUGGAGAGGACUAAUUACCAGCCUCUUGCCAUAUGACUAUGGGCCCUGGAAGAUUUUGCUCUUUAAAGGCGUUAUUUGGGCACAGUGGAAUUUAUUAGACUGGUUCUGGCCCUUUAAAUGCUCUGACAAAGGAUCUGCAGUUUUGCUAUGCACUUCGGAUGCAGUGUGUGAAGAAAACCCCUGUUUUAUGGACUUAGUUUGACUGUUUUAUCCCCCCCCCCCUCUUAGAACACCAGUUUAAACCCUUAAUAACUGCCAUAUUUUCAAACUCUGUCUGACCCUUAAAACUGUCAUUUUGUUUUCCUCUGAGGAGUUGUUUUGCUGCAUGAGUGCUGUUGCUUUUGUGUGCUCAUUAAACAGACCUGCUUGACCCUUUCUUGAAGCCUUGGCUCAUUCUUGGGGGAUGGGAUAAGUCUGCAGUGCUGAUGGUGUCGGUUGGAGUGCUUGGGGUCCUCGGCCAGCACUAGGAGCAUCGAUUGGCGGAGGUACUCGGUCGGAGUGCCAGCGGGUCCAUCACACAUAAUAUUUCAUUUGAACCACAAGACUUAUUAUAUAUAUUUUAUUCCUUAUUCAUAUAUAUUAAAAUGUACUGAAAAUGCUAAUAUAUACAUAGAUAACCUAAUUAUAAAAAAGUAUUUAUAUAGCAUAUAGUUGCUUAUAUUUGAUGUAAUCUAUAAAUAUAAUAUUUAUUGAGUAAAAUUCUUCUAAAUGAAAGGUCUAUUUUAUUCUGUUGAUUUUUGCAUCAUUAACCCAUGAUUCUUAAGCAUGAUGUAAAUUCAUACAGUGUAAUUAGUGAAAAUAAGAAAGGAAAGGAGGUACAGUUUUUAUAAAUUUGCCGAAAAAUGUGAGUGUUAUAGGGCUAAAAAUGACUUAAAAGAGAAGCCUGUAUCUAGUGUUUCCCAUCUUAUUGGAAGGCUGCUAAUUCCAGGUCUUUAUUAAAUCCUCCAUUAUAGAGUAUGCCUAGCUUAAAAAUCCAAUAUGAUUCUCUUUGUCUGAGGAUUUUUAAUUUAUCUCCGCCUCAUUUUGUUGGUUGGAUGGUUUCUAUUCCUUUCACUGACAAACCUCUGGGAUCUCCGUUAUGUGCUUCCAAAAAGUGUAAUGGGACUCCAUGGUUGGUACAUUUUAUUUUAAUUGCCCUUAUAUGUUCACAUAUUCUUGUUUUCAUUUUCCGGCAUAUUCGGCCUAUGUACUGUUUGCCACAGGGGCAUUCCAUAAGAUAGACCACAUAUGACGUAUUGCAGUUAAUUAAUCCAUUUGUUUCAUAUUGUUUUCUUUCAUUAUUAUGAUUGGAGGAGAAAUGUUUGUUCCUUUGUUUUAUGAAUGAACAAGUAAUACAAUUUCUCCUUCCACACUUGUACAUUCCUUUCAAUGGUAGAUUUCUAAAAGGUUUGUUAGAGUCCUUAUCUUUGUUUUUAUAUGGCAUACUAGGUGCCACUAUAUUCUUAAUUGUUUGAUUCCUUCUGAAAACUAUUCUAGGUUUAGUAUUAUUGGUACACAUGGCUGUGGCGGAACCAACCUCACCACUGUGCACUGGAGGAGCCUGGUUGCUCGCCUGCUCCCUUUAGACUAUGGCCCAGCGUUUAAAAUCUUUUAUUUUACCUGCAGAAAGGUUUAUUCAUACCUUUCUGCCGUGGUAAACUACCUGGGAACUGGAGUGUGCCGUCAAUUGGCCGCCCAGAAGCUGCGUUUGCCGAACACGUGGCAGCGGACAUUUUAUGCUUGGGGGUUAACCGCAGCUUAAUUGACGAACGUUGGUUGGCCUUUGUUCGUUUGCCAAACACGUGGCAGCGGCCAUUUUAACUCCCGGACGGCCAGCGGUGCUCAGUGCCCAAACUAUGGAACUGGAAACGGACACUUAUUUGUGCGAACACCGCUGAGCCGCCAGCCUCCUUACCUCUGCAUUCAGUAAUAUAACCGAAUGCCUGUUCAUUCAGUAGUUUAACCGUAUGAACAGCAUCACCCCAAAUAGCCAUGCCAUGGAGCCUAUUCGUGUAACGAAAGCCUAUGGGAAAGACUUUGGCUCCAUGGCGAUUGAACUGUAUGUAUGUGAUCUGAGCGCCAUUCGGUAAUAAUGUGCGCUCAGAUCUAAGCUAUCUGGGAAUAUGUAGAAUGUAUGUGUUUUAUUCAUUAUUUGCAACAUUGGGUAUUUUUGUGUCUUUUUACUAACAUGUGCUCAAUGGAGUUUUGUCUCUGUCCUUGGAGAUAAUUGGAUUACUUCCCAAUUAUCUCUAGGAUAGAGAGGAGGGAUUGUGAUGUAAUUGUGGGAGUGUUUAAAGGUGUAUGUCUGUAAUUGGUCAAUGUCUAAUAUGUUUCCCAGUCUUCCAUCUGGUCCCCUAGGGGAGUGUCCACCAGGUGGAAGACCUGCAUAAAAGCCGGGCAGGUAGCCCCAGUAAAUCAGUUCUGCUUGACCCUCAAACGAAGUAUCGCCUCGUUCUUGGGAGGAAUUGGAUUGUAUGCUGAUUGCCAGGAGUGUAAACUGAUUGUAUGCUUUUCCUGUUCGGCUGUUUCCAGUGUUCAUGUGUUUACUGUUCGGGAGUUGGAGGAUUCGUGUAGUUUGCAGUUCGGGAGAUUGGUGCUUGCAGUAGCUGCCUGUGCAUCUGAAAGGGGAAUAUCACCUAAACGGUUUUUAACCUCUUGUGUGCAAAACAGUCCGUUACAAUAGCCUUAUCCUGUUUGAUAAUGGGCCACUGUUUCCAUAUGAUUAUCUUGAUGUUAGCUGCCGCCGAGUUAUAAGUAGUUAUAAAAAUAGGUAAUGAUUUAUUUUCCUCCUUAUUUUGAAGUUCUUUAUUACUUUCUAUUUUUCAUUUUUUGUUUUGUAAGAGAGUUUCCCUAUUCAUAUUUCGGACUUCGUUACAUAUUUGUUGAAGAUGACAGUAGUUGUAAUGUUUUUGUACAAAUUUCCUGGUCAAGUUAUUCAAUUCAUCCUCUAAUUCUUUAGGUCUGCUACAGUUUCUUUUAAUUCGCAUAUAUUGGCUUUUGGGAAUAUUCUGGAUCCAGCCUUGGUGAUGUGCACUCCUAGCAUCCAGAAAGCCAUUACAAUCAACUGUUUUUCGGUGAUUGCCGGUUUGAAGGGUAUCAUUUUCAUCCACAAAGAUAUUGAGAUCUAAGAGUAAAAUUUGUGUUACUUCAGUGAAUUUUAGGUUCAUGGUGUUUGAGUUUGUAUAGUUUACAAAUCUAAGUAGGUCUUCUUUAUUUCCUCGCCAUAUUAUUAUGAUGCUUCUUUAUUUCCUCGCCAUAUUAUUAUGGUAUAUUUGAUGCUGCUCAGCUGCAGCGGCAUCAAACAAAGGGAGAUCCCCAUUUACCACAGACAGUCGGAGGAAAUAAAUUUCAGCUCUACACCAGACUGGAUCCCCUGCAUAAGGCAAUAUGAUUUACAUCCACACCGAAAGGAUGGAAACGAAUUUUACCACAUUACUUCAGCACCAGAAGAUUGGUGUCAGGUUGGACUUAUAGUUUACUUUACUUUUUGUUUUUAUUUUUCUACAUUUUUAUUGCUAGUUUUUAUCCCCUUUUUUAUUUUAUUUUUUCAUUUUUCUAUAUACAAUUUUCCUGUUUUUUAUUGCUGUACCUAAAUAGAAGUGUGCACACUAAAUAUUGUAUUACCAGGUACCAUCUUAACCGAUAUUGCAUUCCAGUAUAGGAAUCAGUAAUUUCAGAUUUUUUUAUUACUUUUAUGUUCAAAUAACACAAAUAAAUGUGUUUACUUUUAUUAUAUGUGGAAAUAUUGUAUGGUUUUGCGCUUCUUUUACACUACUACUGGUUUAUAUUUUAUAGAAAAAUUAUAGGGAUACUUUCUCCAGAAUGAGCUGCUUCUCCUCACAUAUUCCAACAGACACACCUCAGAUUAAAGGCACACUAUAGUCACCCAGACCACUUCAGCUCAAUUAAGUGGUCUGGGUGCCAGGUCCCUCAGGUUUUAACCCUUCACAUGUAAACAUAACAGUUUCAGAGAAACUACUAUGUUUACAUUUGGGGUUAAGCCAGCCUCUAGUGGCUGUCUUCCGGACAGCCAGUAGAGGCGCAUCUGCGACGCUGGAGCGUCCAUAGAAAAGAAAUGCUUUCCUAUAGACACUUUGAAUGCGUGUGCGGCACUUGCUGCGCAUGCACAUUCGGCUCCAGUGAUGUCGGACGGGGGAGCUGACGUUGAACAGGGAGGAGAGGUCACCAGCGACGAGGGAGCCCGGCGCUGGAUUAAGGUAAGCUAUAGAAGGGGUUUUAACCCCUUCAGCUCCACGGGAGGGGGACCCUGAGGGUGGGGGCACCCUCAGGGCACUAUAGUGUCAGGAAAAUCGCUCUGUUUUCCUGAGACUAUAGUGAUCCUUUAAGUGAAUCUUUCCCUCAAUCAUAAAAAUAAACACCCUUUACUAAGUAAAUUAUCCCAUCACUGGGAGUAUAUUUAUUUGCGCAGUUUACACAAUUACUUGAGAAGCUUGCAUUCUCUAGUUAUUCAUUUUAUAUAUUUUCCCAAUCCGACUAAAUGUUUUCUCAUGCAUACAGACGCUUUUAUGUUUGGAUUGGAAGCAGUACUGAGCCAAGUCGGUCCCGAUGGCAGAGAACAUCCCGUGGCUUACAUCAGUCGCAAGUUGUUAAACCGAGAAGUAAGCUACAUCGCCAUUGAGAAGGAAUGCCUGGCCGUGAAAAAGCUACAGCCAUAUUUCUACAGACAACCGUCUUAACCAUGGGUACACAGGGGCCCCAUAGGCUUGCCAACUUUUUAGUAUUUUAUUCUGGGAGGGGAAGGAGCCUAACCUCGAGCCAGAGCAGACGCUAUUUCGCUCAGCAAAGCUGAUUAAAAGCCAGUUUUUGAGAUCUAAACCCCUCAACCACUCUUCCCCCAGCUAACACUCCACGGAGUAAGCACCACAGAAGCAACUUAUGCCGUCCAUGCCCUCUGCCAAAGCAAAACGGCAAAGACGCAGGUCUUGAGCCUACAGACCUCCCUAAGCCUAAACCUGUUGGAACUGCUAGGCGGAUUUGAGCCUAAUGGAGAGUCGGAGGGGGAGGAUUUCCCUGACGAUCACCUGCAUACCUUGAGAUUGAACAUGGGCCGACGGUCACAGAAGCCACCCUUGGAACCAUCUUCAGGGUCCAGAGACAUAGGGACAGUGCUACAGCAGCAGCUGCCCCCUAAAAUGGCAGAAUACGUCAAGUUACCUGCAGACCCCAUGUAG